GGCGGAGGUGCUCAGUAACCCUGCGGCGGAGGAAGGACGGGAGUAGAUUUAGGCUUGAAGACGGGGCUGGAAGGCCCAGAGGAGGUCCUCUUAGCCUUGGAAGGUUGGCCGGAGGGCUGACCCACGAGUCUGACCUACAUUUCUGGGGCUCCGCCAGCGCCAGUUUCCGGUUCAGGCUCUCUGAUUCCAAACCAUUGGAUAGUCUGAGGCAGCCCCUCUUCUCAUCAGUUUUCUAGUUGUAAUUCUUUUUUUUUAAAUAUUUUUUUAAAAUUGAUUUCAGAGAGGGAGAGAGAUAGAAACAUCAAUGAUGAGAGAGAAUCAUUGAUCAGCUGCCUUCUGCACGCCCCCCACUGAGGAUCAAGCCCACCACCCCUGGCGUAUGCUCUGGCCAGGAAUGGAACCGUGAGCCCCUGGUUCCGCCGGCCAGGCUGUAGCAGUUCUUUAUUUUUAUGCCUGAAUAUUCCGUGUUAUGGUUAUAUUACAUUUUAUUCAUCAAUUGAUAGACAUUUGGAUUGUUGUAAAUGAUUCCUCAAAAUCAUUUUUAGAAUGGUAAUAGACUCUUAACAUACUUCUUUUUCUUGUAUUUAAUCCUCAGCACAAGUCUACAAGGUAGGUAUUAUUUCUCUUUGCAAAUAAGAAAAAUUCAAAGAAAAUUAGAUGAUUUUGCCCACAGGGCCACCAAGGUCACGUUUCUGGGAGUGCAUCUGUAUGAAUGAGGAGACAGUUCACUCAGCCUGACUGCAAACCCAUGCAUGCUUUUUUUUUCUGUUCUCCCUUUGAAAGCCAAGAUGCAGUACCAGGAGGGUUGGAAGGGAAAUUCAAGGUGUGUCAAGUGAAUGAAUGAAUGAGCUAUUCAAGAAUAAGACUGGAUCUUGAACAGUGGUGACAGGAGUGAUAGAUACACCUGCCCUACUUCUUAAGCCUUCAGGAGGUAUUUGGAGGCAGUUUGAUUUAGUGAUUCAAGGCCCGGGUCCUAGGUUUCAUCUCUGGCUUCCCUACUUAAUUUACUAACUCAGCAGGUUAUUUGUAUUCUCUAGCUUUCAUGUUCAUCUUUAUAGGGUUGUUAUUACUACUCAUGUUUGUAAAACUCAGAGCCUCGUACACAGUCAGUGUUCGGUUAAAUGUUGAUUGUAAUUGUUCUGUCAUCUAUAGAUUUAUUCUUAUCCCAUGCUCAUUUUUCUCUUUUCAGUACAAGUUCAGGGAUCUAACUGUGGAAGAACUAAAGAAUGUAAAUACGUUUUUCCCACAUUUCAGAUAUUCCAUGGACACCUAUGUUUUCAAAGAUAGUUCCCAGAAAGACUUGCUGAAUUUCACUGGUACUGUUCCUGUGAUGUAUCAGGGUAAUACAUAUAACAUACCAAUUCGUUUGUGGAUUUUGGAUUCUCACCCUUUUGCUCCCCCCAUUUGCUUCUUAAAGCCAACUGCAAAUAUGGGAAUCUCAGUUGGAAAACAUGUGGAUGCUCAAGGCAGAAUAUACUUGCCCUACCUCCAAAACUGGAGCCAUCCUAAAUCUGUUGUUGUAGGAUUAAUUAAAGAAAUGAUUGCCAAGUUUCAAGAGGAACUUCCCCUGUAUUCUCUAUCAUCAUCUGAUGAGGCACGGCAGGUGGAUUUGCUAGCCUAUAUUGCAAAAAUCACUGAAGGUAUCUCAGACAUAAAUUCAAAGAACUGGGCAAAUCAUGAGAAUAAAACAGUAAAGAAAAUUACUGUGGUUGGAGGUGGAGAACUGGGAGUUGCCUGCACAUUAGCAAUUUCAGCAAAGGGCAUUGCAGACAGACUUGUCCUCUUAGACCUCUCAGAAGGGACUAAAGGAGGGAUGAUGGACCUUGAGGUCUUCAGCCUGCCUAAUGUGGAGAUCAGCAAAGAUUUGUCUGCCUCUGCUCAUUCCAAAGUGGUCAUCUUUACCGUUAACUCUUUGGGUAGUUCUCAGUCCUACCUUGAUGUGGUGCAGAGAAAUGUGGAUAUGUUCAGAGCCCUUGUCCCAGCUCUGGGACAUUAUAGUCAACACAGUGUCCUGCUUGUUGCAUCUCAACCAGUGGAGAUCAUGACUUAUGUGACAUGGAAACUGAGUGCAUUUCCUGCAAAUCGAGUAAUUGGAAUUGGAUGCAAUCUGGACUCACAGAGGUUACAGUAUAUUAUUACAAAUGUUUUAAAGGCAGAGACUUCAGGAAAACCAGUGUGGGUUAUUGGUGAGCAGGGAGAAGACAAAGUUACCAAAUGGGGUGGCCAAGAAGAAGUCAUGAGUCAUAACUCUCAGGUGCAGCUGUCCAGCAGAGCCAUGGAACUAUUAAAGGUCAAAGGUCAAAGAUCCUGGUCUGUUGGACUAUCAGUAGCUGACCUAGUUGACAGUCUUAUAAAUGAUAGAAAGAAAGUGCAUUCUGUAUCAACUUUAGCAAAGGGAUAUUAUGAUAUAAAUAGUGAAGUGUUUUUAAGUUUGCCUUGCAUCCUUGGAACCAGUGGGGUAUCUGAAGUCAUCAAAAGCACAGUGCAAGAAGACGGAGUGACUGAGAAGCUCCAGAGCAGCGCCUCCUCACUUCAUGAUCUCCAGCAACAGUUAAAACUUUAAGUCCAAAGUUCACAGCUACCUGGAGGGAAGCGUCAUUUAAUUUUGCCAACAUAUAAAGGGUUGAGAACUUCUGUAUCUUUUUUUUUUUUAAAUAUAUUUUAUUGAUUUUUCACAGAGAGGAAGGGAGAGAGACAGAGAGUUAGAAACAUCGAUCAGCUGCCUCCUGCACACCUCCCACUGGGGAUAUGCCUGCAACCCAGGUACAUGCCCUUGACCGGAAUCGAACCUGGGACCUUUCAGUCCACAGGCUGACGCUCUAUCCACUGAGCCAAACCAGUUUCGGCAGACUUCUGUAUCUUAUUACUUAUCCUUACAAACUACUUGGUUAAGGUAGAUGGUUUUUUGGUUGGUUUUGUAAUUUGAAUUCUUAGGGAGUUAGAUAAGGAGGGGGAAAAUCCGAUUUUCUUUGUCGUUCUUUAUAUAACUACUAGAGGCCUGGUGCAUGAAAUUCAUGCACGGGUAGGGUCCCUAGGCCUGGCCAGCAAUCAGAGCCAAUCAGGGUCCCUGCCUCCCCGUCUCCCCGCCUCCUCCUUCCCUCACUC
This is a messenger RNA of Myotis myotis, 3105 nucleotides long. It is a transcript of the gene UEVLD, whose product is annotated as UEV and lactate/malate dehyrogenase domains. Gene Ontology annotation, molecular function: ubiquitin binding; oxidoreductase activity, acting on the CH-OH group of donors, NAD or NADP as acceptor. Gene Ontology annotation, cellular component: ESCRT I complex. The record is from RefSeq and is a predicted model, not a curated record. Bases 1043 to 2563 code for a protein of 506 amino acids. Gene Ontology annotation, biological process: carboxylic acid metabolic process; endosome to lysosome transport; protein transport. The transcript is spliced from 11 exons. NCBI's taxonomy places the organism in Eukaryota, Metazoa, Chordata, Mammalia, Chiroptera, Vespertilionidae.